AUGACAGGCGCGCACGACCCCGACACCUACGAGGCGUUCGUCGAAAGGCUGAACGUGAUUAAUUUCAACGUGAGAGACCUGCUCUCCUUUUCGUGCUUAGUCAAGACCGACUUCUUCGACCGCCUUCUAUGGAAAACUCUCGGCCCCCUUGCGGUGCUAGGCGUACUCCAAGCUACGCACGUCAUUGCAAGGUUGAGAAACAGGAACAUCCCAAGUGACUCUGUACAGCUCACGGUCCGGCGGAAGCACCUAUCGUUGGCGAUUUUUAUCCUCUUUUUUGUCUAUUCCUCGGUUUCUCGCGACAUUUUCCUCACCUUUUCUUGCGAAACGUUGGAGGACGGAGUUUCGUACCUUCGGGCGGACUAUGGCUUUGUGUGUUUCUCAAGGCGGCACGUUGCCUUUCGCGUCUAUGCCGGCGUCAUGGUGUUGGUAUAUCCCUUGGGAAUUCCUGCCUUGUUCGGGUGGUGGCUGAGGCGCAACCGGCACGAUCUACGAUCACCUUCUCGCGCGGAGAAUGCAGACCUAGAGCCAGCCAAAGCUCUUUGGGAGUCGUACAAGGGUGAAACGUGGUACUUCAUAAUUAUCGAAUGCGUUCGUCGAAUUGCGCUUACUGGUCUGGGUGUUUUUAUAAACCCGAACAGCGCCGCGCAAGUCGCCAUUUUGCUGUUGCUCGCUUUCGGGUUUUUGGUCUUGUCUGAAGUGCUCGACCCGUUCGAAAAGCCAAUCGAGACCUGGCUUUACCUAUCCGGAUCUUGUGUUAUCUUCGCCAGCAUGUACGCUGCGCUGCUGCUCAAGGUAGACGUUAGCAACGAGAACAGCGAAAGCCAAACCGCCUUCUCGGCGGUGUUGAUCUUGUCGCAUGUUGUCUUGUUUACGACGGUGUUCGCUCAGGGCGUUUUCGCGUUGGUCCAGAAGUGUCGUGAAGUUCGGCAGGCAAAUGAAGAGGAGGCGGAAAGAGCGGCCGUGCGGGCAAAGUUUCGGGAAGUACUGCCAAAGCUCCGGCGUCCAAGUAGGAUGGGGGCUCGAGUCGCACCGUUCUACGACGAAGGAUCGCCGUUUGUUCUCCAGGACGUUCCUCAAGGCCGGCCAGUGAACGAGUGCCGCGGCACCGAUGAUGCGCACGCUGGAGACAUCGCACUGUGGCCCGAGAAAGAGCAAGGCAUCUUCCAUGGCGAGAGUAAAGUCACGGAGGUCUCCCCUUCCAGUACUAUGGGGGCAAGAGCUGCACCGCUCCCCGAAGAAAGACCGCCGCUUGAUCCGGAAGACGUUACCCAAGGUCGACCGUUAAGCGAGCGCCGUGGUAGUCACAAUGCGCAGGCUGGGGAAAGCCGAUUGUUGCUCAAGAACGAGCAAGGCAUCGUCCACAGCGAGAGUAGAGUCCCGAAGUGGUCCCAUUUACACGAUGGUGACGUUGGUGUGCAUUCGUCGAAUCGAGGAAAACACCGGGUAUUGCCUUUGUCGCCCUUUGCGGUGGGCUCUCCCGGGGUGUAA
This is a messenger RNA of Ectocarpus siliculosus, 1491 nucleotides long. The record is from the annotation of a GenBank genome assembly. NCBI's taxonomy places the organism in Eukaryota, Phaeophyceae, Ectocarpales, Ectocarpaceae.